Messenger RNA from Odobenus rosmarus divergens (Pacific walrus), 5263 nucleotides. It is a transcript of the gene GAPVD1, whose product is annotated as GTPase activating protein and VPS9 domains 1. The record is from RefSeq and is a predicted model, not a curated record. Gene Ontology annotation, molecular function: guanyl-nucleotide exchange factor activity; small GTPase binding. Gene Ontology annotation, cellular component: cytosol; endocytic vesicle. Gene Ontology annotation, biological process: vesicle-mediated transport; regulation of GTPase activity. Lineage: Eukaryota; Metazoa; Chordata; Mammalia; Carnivora; Odobenidae.
CGGCGGCGGCGGCGGCGGUGGUGGCAGUUCGCGGCGAGGGUGACGGCUCCGAGGCCGAGUGGCGGUGCGGCGGAGACCUGGGUGCCUUCCUCCGUGUGAUCCCGGUGGAUUUUAUUGGACAGAGUUGGUUACACAUUAGGAUUCUGCAAGUGAUCAGCCUUUGUACCUUCUCCACAUCUGAAGAUGGUGAAGCUGGAUAUUCAUACUUUGGCCCAUCACCUUAAGCAGGAACGCUUAUAUGUGAACUCUGAGAAACAGCUCAUUCAGAGGCUCAAUGCAGAUGUACUUAAGACAGCUGAAAAGUUGUAUCGUACAGCAUGGAUUGCUAAGCAACAGAGAAUUAAUUUGGAUCGGCUUAUCAUAACCAGUGCUGAAGCUUCCCCUGCUGAAUGUUGCCAACAUGCCAAGAUUUUGGAAGAUACACAGUUUGUUGAUGGAUAUAAGCAACUGGGAUUUCAGGAGACCGCUUAUGGAGAAUUCUUGAGUCGGUUAAGGGAGAAUCCUCGUCUUAUUGCCUCCUCUUUGGUUGCUGGGGAGAAACUUAAUCAGGAGAACACACAAAGUGUUAUUUACACAGUUUUUACCUCCCUCUAUGGCAACUGCAUUAUGCAAGAAGAUGAAAGCUACCUCCUUCAGGUUUUGAGAUACUUGAUUGAAUUUGAACUUAAAGAAAGUGACAACCCCAGGCGACUUUUGAGGAGGGGAACUUGUGCCUUCAGCAUCUUAUUUAAACUUUUUUCUGAAGGACUGUUUUCCGCCAAACUUUUCCUCACAGCUACUUUACAUGAGCCAAUCAUGCAGCUGCUUGUUGAAGAUGAAGAUCACCUGGAAACAGAUCCAAACAAGCUAAUUGAUAGGUUCUCCCCAUUACAACAGGAAAAACUCUUUGGAGAGAAAGGCUCAGAGAGAUUCAAGCAAAAGGUUCAAGAGAUGGUGGAUUCCAAUGAGGCCAAACUGGUGGCUCUGGUGAACAAGUUUAUUGGUUAUCUCAAACAGAACACAUACUGCUUUCCACAUAGUUUGAGGUGGAUUGUGUCACAGAUGUACAAAACCCUCUCCUGUGUAGAUAGACUGGAAGUUGGGGAGGUCAGGGCAAUGUGUACUGAUCUCCUGUUGGCCUGCUUCAUUUGUCCUGCAGUUGUCAAUCCAGAACAGUAUGGAAUAAUUUCUGAUGCUCCUAUUAAUGAGGUGGCAAGAUUUAAUCUGAUGCAGGUUGGCCGCCUUUUACAGCAAUUGGCAAUGACCGGCUCUGAAGAGGGAGAUCCCCGGACAAAGAGCAGCCUUGGAAAAUUUGACAAAAGCUGUGUUGCUGCUUUUCUUGAUGUUGUGAUUGGGGGCCGUGCAGUGGAGACCCCUCCAAUGUCCUCCGUUAAUCUUCUGGAAGGAUUGAGCAGAACUGUGGUUUAUAUAACCUAUAGUCAGCUUAUUACUCUGGUGAAUUUUAUGAAGAGUGUGAUGUCUGGAGAUCAACUGAGAGAAGAUAGGAUGGCUCUUGACAAUUUAUUGGCAAACCUGCCCCAGGCAAAGCCAGGAAAAAGCAGCAGUUUGGAAAUGACUCCCUAUAAUACUCCUCAGCUGUCUCCAGCAACCACUCCAGCAAAUAAAAAGAAUCGAUUGCCUAUAGCAACUCGGAGUAGAAGCCGCACCAAUGUGCUAAUGGACUUGCAUAUGGACCAUGAAGGGUCAUCUCAAGAAACCAUCCAGGAAGUACAGCCAGAAGAGGUGUUGGUCAUUUCCUUAGGGACAGGUCCCCAACUCACUCCAGGGAUGAUGUCGGAAAAUGAGGUCCUAAACAUGCAACUUUCAGAUGGAGGACAAGGAGAUGUCCCUGUCGAUGAAAACAAACUCCACGGUAAACCUGAUAAAACCUUGCGCUUUUCCCUCUGCAGUGAUAAUCUGGAAGGAAUAUCUGAAGGUCCAUCAAAUCGCUCCAAUUCAGUAUCCUCUCUAGACUUGGAAGGAGAGUCUGUAUCAGAACUUGGAGCAGGACCUUCUGGAAGUAAUGGAGUUGAAGCUCUACAGUUAUUAGAGCAUGAGCAAGCUACAACACAAGAUAAUCUUGAUGAUAAGUUAAGGAAGUUUGAAAUACGUGACAUGAUGGGACUGACAGAUGACAGAGAUAUAUCAGAAACAGUGAGUGAGACCUGGAGUACAGAUGUCUUGGGAAGUGAUUUCGACCCUAACAUUGAUGAAGAUCGCUUACAAGAAAUUGCAGGUGCAGCAGCAGAGAACAUGUUAGGCAGUUUACUGUGCCUGCCAGGUUCAGGGUCAGUGCUUCUUGACCCCUGCACUGGUUCUACCAUAUCAGAGACAACAAGCGAAGCUUGGAGUGUAGAGGUAUUGCCAAGUGACUCAGAGGCCCCGGAUCUAAAGCAGGAGGAGCGUCUACAAGAGCUGGAGAGCUGUUCUGGACUAGGUAGCACAUCUGAUGAUACGGAUGUCAGGGAGGUCAGUUCCCGCCCCAGCACACCAGGCCUCAGUGUUGUGUCGGGCAUUAGUGCAACCUCUGAGGAUAUUCCCAAUAAGAUUGAAGACCUGAGAUCUGAGUGCAGCUCUGAUUUUGGGGGUAAAGAUUCUGUCACUAGUCCAGACAUGGAUGAAGUAACUCAUGGCCAGGUUUAUAUACUUCAGUCAAAAUAUGUAUUGCAACAGAUUGAAGCAGAAGCUCAUAGGAGAAUCCAGCUCUGUUCUAUUAAGCCUUACAUUAAAGGAAUUUGCGCCCACCAGCUGACCUCUCCUCCUUCUCAGUCAGAGUCUCUACUUGCCAUGUUUGAUCCACUGUCUUCACAUGAAGGGGCUUCUGCCGUGGUAAGGCCAAAGGUUCACUAUGCCAGGCCAUCGCAUCCACCACCAGAUCCCCCAAUCCUGGAAGGAGCUGUGGGAGGAAAUGAGGCCAGGUUGCCAAACUUUGGUUCCCAUGUUUUGACUCCAGCUGAAAUGGAGGCAUUCAAGCAAAGGCAUUCUUACCCUGAGAGAUUAGUUCGCAGCAGGAGCUCUGAUAUAGUAUCAUCUGUCCGGCGACCUAUGAGUGACCCCAGCUGGAACCGUCGUCCAGGGAAUGAAGAGCGAGAACUCCCUCCAGCCGCAGCCAUUGGUGCUACUUCUUUGGUGGCUGCACCUCAUUCAUCAUCUUCCUCCCCGAGUAAGGACUCCUCAAGAGGAGAGACUGAAGAACGCAAAGAUAGCGAUGAUGAGAAAUCAGACAGGAACAGACCUUGGUGGAGAAAACGUUUUGUUUCUGCCAUGCCUAAAGCUCCUAUACCAUUUAGAAAGAAAGAAAAACAAGAAAAAGACAAAGAUGAUGUGGGGCCUGACAGAUUCUCAACACUCACAGAUGAUCCCAGCCCUAGACUCAGUGCACAAGCUCAGGUCGCCGAGGAUAUUCUGGACAAAUACAGGAAUGCCAUUAAGCGAACCAGCCCCAGUGAAGGAGCAAUGGCAAACUAUGAAAGUACAGAGGUCAUGGGUGAUGGUGAGAGUGCACAUGACUCUCCUCGAGAGGAAACGCUGCAGAACAUCUCGGCCGAUGAUCUCCCGGACUCUGCGAGCCAGGCGGCCCACCCUCAGGAUUCUGCUUUCUCAUACAGAGAUGCAAAAAAGAAACUGAGGCUUGCUCUUUGCUCUGCGGAUUCUGUUGCUUUCCCAGUGCUAACCCAUUCAACAAGGAACGGUUUACCGGACCAUACAGACCCAGAGGACAAUGAAAUUGUAUGCUUCUUAAAAGUUCAAAUAGCUGAAGCAAUUAAUUUACAAGAUAAGAACUUAAUGGCUCAACUUCAAGAAACAAUGCGUUGCGUGUGCCGCUUUGAUAACAGAACUUGCAGGAAACUGCUGGCCUCUAUUGCCGAGGACUACAGGAAAAGGGCACCCUAUAUUGCUUAUCUCACUCGCUGCCGGCAAGGGCUGCAGACCACGCAGGCCCACCUGGAGAGGCUACUGCAGAGGGUGUUGCGGGACAAAGAGGUGGCCAACCGAUACUUCACCACUGUCUGUGUGAGGUUGCUGCUUGAGAGCAAAGAAAAGAAGAUCCGGGAAUUCAUUCACGACUUUCAGCAACUCACAGCAGCUGAUGAUAAAACUGCUCAGGUAGAAGAUUUUCUGCAGUUCCUUUAUGGUGCGAUGGCCCAGGAUGUCAUAUGGCAGAAUGCGAGUGAAGAGCAGCUUCAGGACGCUCAGCUGGCCAUCGAACGGAGUGUGAUGAAUCGGAUUUUCAAGCUUGCUUUCUACCCUAACCAGGAUGGGGACAUACUUCGUGACCAGGUUCUCCAUGAACAUAUUCAGAGAUUGUCUAAAGUAGUGACUGCAAAUCACAGAGCUCUUCAGAUACCAGAGGUUUAUCUUCGGGAGGCCCCAUGGCCAUCUGCACAGUCGGAAAUCAGGACAAUAAGUGCUUACAAGACCCCCCGCGACAAAGUGCAGUGCAUUCUGCGAAUGUGCUCCACCAUCAUGAACCUCCUGAGCCUAGCCAAUGAGGACUCCGUCCCUGGAGCAGAUGAUUUUGUCCCUGUUUUGGUAUUUGUGUUGAUAAAGGCAAAUCCGCCCUGCUUGCUGUCCACUGUCCAGUAUAUCAGUAGCUUUUAUGCCAACUGUCUGUCUGGGGAGGAAUCCUAUUGGUGGAUGCAGUUCACAGCAGCAGUGGAGUUCAUUAAAACUAUCGACGAUCGAAAGUGACCAAGACCAAGGCCCACCAAGGCCGCAAACUGUUAGGCGGGCAAACAGAUCUCUUAGAAAAUGUACCAGCUGCUUGGAAGGCUGAAGAUUGUUUUUGUAUAAUAUUGUACAGCAUUCAGACAUUUUAAAACAGAUCUUUACUAAACAGAUUAAUGAGCUAACAAGCAGGUUCUCUUUUCUUUGGGCUCUUUUCCUUUCUGUUGCGUAUUUGGUUAUUUUCUUGUCCCAAGUUAGAGAAUUAGUACUGCAAAAAGGGACCACAUUUUUCAGGUAUUUUGAAAUAUUAAAAAACAGAACAAAAUCUAGAAAAUUCCUAGAUCUCCAUUCAUGGAUACCCAUUCUUUCCUUUUAUUAAAAAAAAUAAGAACAGUACACCUCUUUUUAGAUGCUGUCUAAUCUUACAUGCAUCUAAUGGAAGGAGAAUACCAGUUGCACUGAGAAUUAUAAUGGUGGUGACAUUAGUGGCAUUAUCUAUAAAUACACUCACCUAGAUUGAAAAGCUAAGAAGGAAAUGUAAAUAUAAUAUAUAUUUAUAUUUGAUGUAAUAUGGACAUCUUCAGAUUCUAAUAAACAAGGAAUAUUGCUGAUAGUA